Molecule: messenger RNA, 2409 nt
Organism: Manihot esculenta (cassava)
Lineage: Eukaryota; Viridiplantae; Streptophyta; Magnoliopsida; Malpighiales; Euphorbiaceae
Product: GATA transcription factor 26
Exons: 8
Coding region: 512-2140 (542 amino acids)
Biological process (GO): regulation of DNA-templated transcription
Molecular function (GO): zinc ion binding; sequence-specific DNA binding
Source: RefSeq, a predicted model, not a curated record
AGGUCACAUACACGCACAUAUACUACCUCUCUCUUUCCAUCUCUCUUUCCCUUUCUCAUUUUCUAUCUCUCUCUCUUGCUCACAUUUCACCUUCCUCCAUUUUCAUACCCAUUUUUGAGAUUCCUCUAAAUGCUCUUUCCUCUUCUCCAUUGGAUUGUACAGAUUCCCAGCUCUAAAUACCCAUCAUAAUAUUUUCAUUUCUUGUUGAUUUUUUUUCUUGCUGUUUUUUUCCCAGUUUUAUUCAACUCUAAGACAUAAAAAGUUUUCUGGGUUCUGGGCUUUGUUCUAUUUUGCAAACUCUGUCUCUGGGUUUGUUGCAGAAGAGCCUGAUUAUACCCAGAAGUGUUUGUGUUUUAUAAGCCUUGAAAAAAUAUCAAACAAAAUUUUAUAGAAUUUUGAUUUUUAAAAAUUGCAAACUUUUGUGUCAAUAGUAUUGGUGUUUGAUUUUUCUUCAAUUUCUUUAAAUUUGUUUUGAAUUUCAAUUUUCUUCACUUGAGGAAAAGAGAUAGACAUGGGCAAGCAAGGGCCUUGCUGUCACUGUGGAGUUACAAGCACACCUCUUUGGCGCAAUGGUCCUCCAGAGAAGCCAGUACUAUGCAAUGCUUGUGGAUCUAGAUGGAGAACAAAAGGAACUCUUGCUAACUAUACACCACUUCAUGCCCGUACAGACCCUGAUGAUUAUGAGGAUCACCGGGUGUCCAGAGGGAAGAGCAUAUCCAUAAACAAGAAUAAAGAUGUGAAACUGCUCAAAAGGAAGGUAAAUUAUGAUAAUGGGGUGGUGGAUGGGUUUGCCCCUGAUUACAAUCAAGGUUAUCGAAAGGUUUCAGAUGAAGAUACUAGCAAUAGAUCAAGUUCUGGAUCAGCCAUAUCCAACUCUGAGAGCUGUGCACAAUUUGGCAGUGCAGAUGCCAGUGAUUUGACAGGUCCGGCCCAAUCAAUUGUGUGGGACUCAAUGGUACCUUCUCGGAAGAGGACCUGUGUUAAUCGUCCAAAGCCAUCUCCAGUUGAGAAGCUUACAAAAGAUUUAUAUACUAUUUGGCAUGAACAACAGUCUUCAUGCUUCUCUGGAUCUUCUGAAGAGGACCUGCUUUUCGAAAGUGAAACUCCAAUGGUUUCUGUUGAGAUAGGGCAUGGAAGUGUUCUCAUAAGACACCCAAGCUCAAUAGCUCGAGAUGAGGAAUCUGAAGCUAGCUCCCUGUCUGUAGAGAACAAACAAUACUCAAUAAAUGAGGCUUAUUCACAUUCUGUGACCCUUCCUGUACAUAAUGUAAACAGAAACGCCAAUAUACCUAGUCUUGUGAUUGAAAAAUCUAAGAACCAUGCUGGACCAGGGAUGCAACAAGAGCAACUUAAAAGGGACAAGUCUCAGCAUGAAAAGGCACAAAUCUUGGGAAAUCAUGAUUCACUGUUGUGUGGUGUGGAUUUAAAUGACAUUCUUAAUUUUGAGGAAUUUGCAAGAUACUUGACUAAUGAAGAACAGCAGCAGCUGCUAAAGUAUCUACCUCUAGUUGAUACUGCCAAACUUCCAGAGAGCAUCAGAAGCAUGUUUGAUAGCCCUCAAUUUAAGGAGAACAUAUCUUCCUUUCAACAACUGCUUGGGGAAGGCGUCUUUGAUCUCUCCUUGUCAGGAGUAAAAACUGAAGACUGUAAUACUUUGAAGAAGCUAACACUGUCCAAUCUGUCAAAAUCCAAAUGGAUGGAGCUUUAUCAUCAACUCAAGAAGUGUAGAAAUACUACUGGAAAGUCUCUUGUUGGAAGAGGACCAGAUGUUAUUCCAUCAAAUAAUUUAAUUACUGCCAAGAGAUCACGUGAUAGCCUAGGUCAAAAAGUUCCUGAAACGAAGGUGAUGAAGAGCCCCAAAAGGAUUAACAUGAAGGCUACCUAUGAAAACAAAGAAGUCAUGGACAGCGAUGGCUCUUGCUUUAGUCCAAGAAGUCUAUUUGCGUUGCCUCCUGAUGGUGGCUCCCUCAUGCUGGAUACAUUCCAUUAUGUUGAUGAAAGUUCGGAUCAGGAUCUGCUACUGGAUGUGCCAUCCAAUGGCUCAUUUCCACAGGCAGAGCUCCUUCGCCCAACUUCAAGUUUUGGGCAGCAGGCAAGUGCUAGCAGUAGCUCAACAUACCCACAUCUAGCCCGUCCCUGACAGUUUGCCAGAUCAGUACUCUUGAUCAUUAGCGAUAUAGAUUCACCUUUUGCUGAAAUUUCGCAACUAGGUUACAAUCUGUGAAUGAGAUUUGAUGGUUGCUGUUUUUCCCUCUCCCCUUGAUAUUUUCAAACUCUGGUAUGCUAAGGGACGAACAUGGAUGGGGGCUUUUUUGUAUAGGUUGAUGACAGAUUGUAAUAUAUAGUUAACAAUGAACAGGAGGUGGUGAUUUCAGGAGUCAUAUAUGCAGUUUUAGUACUUCUGCAAAA